CAUAAUUGUUCCAAAUAGAGCACAGAACAUACAUAAAGCAAGUACGUAUUAGAAGAAGAAGCACUGAAGAAAGAAGAGCUCAGGAACAAUGGCCCACCUGACACUAAUUGCCAGAGCCAGUGAUGGACUACCUCUGUCCUCAUCCAUUGUCAAUGAAGAGUCUGGCCGGGAUUAUGCUGAAUACCAACCCAAGGCCAAGCAGAUAUUCCGCAAGCUGUCGUCAGUCAGCCCCCCUCGAUGCUUAAUCGAGUGUGACCCGGGUCGUAUGGUGUUCCACUACAUCCUUGAGGAGGGGAUAUGCUACCUCGCCCUGUGUGACCCCACCUAUCCUGCCAAGCUGGCCUUUAACUACCUCGAGAAUCUACACAAAGACUUCAGUGAGCAACAUGGCAACGAUGUACACAAGGCCAGUCGACCGUACCACUUCAUUGAGUUUGAUCUCAGUGACAAAGUGGGGAAGCUGGUCGACCACUCUUGUGCCAGAGGCUAAUGGCUGAUCAGCUAAUGCAGCAUGUGAGCAUCUCCUGGCUACUGUGGAUUGGUUCUUGACUGCUAGUUUAUGCUCUUGUCUAUUGGAGACAAUAUCUGCCAAGUUUCACCAGAGAUGUGUACAAGUAUGGUAAGCUGAGGAGUGAGAGUGGCUGGAGCUGGAUGAGCCCUAGUGUGCCCAAGACUCAAGGAGGUGGUUCACCCACUUCUACGUGUGGGGGGUGGUGUGGAACUACUCUGUAUUCCUCUACUAUACCAGCCACUGUCUACUGCACACACGACUACCGCUAUUGGGACCAACAGCACUGCUGCAUUUGAAUUCAGGUAUAGUCAUACCGUAUAGCGGGUAUUUUUCGGGGGACAAAAUAUUUGUUGUUCAGUAAUAUUGAGACAUUUCGUGGGUAAUAUUUUCGUGGUUGGAGCAGGUAACGGUAGGCAAAGUCGCUUCAUUCGUGGUUAGAGGUCCAACCACGAACACCACAAAUAUUUUGCCCCACGAAAAUUACCCACCUCUGUACGGUAUUCAGUCUAGUAAUAGUCCUAUUCGUUUAAGAACCUGGAAUUUUGAUUGCUAUUUGAACGCCCACUAACUACUUCCUGUAUAGCUUCCGCAGUAAAAUUGUGCUGAGCUGGCACACCCUUUUACAUUGUAAAAUCAAUGCGUUUUUGCAGCCUCUGCAUUCUGCAAUGCAUGCGCUAUUAUUCUAAAUAAAGGAAGUUUGUGAAAUAUUGAAGUAAGAGCUACACAAUGGUUUUUGUCCCAGAGAGUGUUUGUCAACUAUCAGUGAGCUAGCUGGUCUUGAAGAUACCACAACUCACCCCUUGCUGGUCUGAUUGUAGCCACUCUGUUGUUCCUCUGGGCCUACACAUAUCAGUACUGAUGUCACGUCAUCCUUGCACAACUCAGAGCAGUCAAGAACAAGCCACAGUACGGCGGCUGUCAUUGCCAAGCAGACUCAUGUUUGCAUAGACACAAGUUUGAGGACUAUCCAAACAAUAGACAAAUUGUUAUGACCAUUUGUUUAUUACUUGCUAAUAUAAUUUAUGCUAUGUACAUGCAGUACUGUGUGGUAUCAUUCAUAUUCUCCAAUCAAUAAUCUAUCAAAUUAAUGAUCGAAAAAUUGAAUUUGCAGUGAAUAAUAAUUGACGCUUCUUAUGCUAUUAUUUGUACAUGCAGUACAUGGUACAUUGAAUUAGUAUGACAUCAUUUAUUGUUCAAUCAAUAAACCUUCAAAUGAUCGAAAAAAUUAAUAUUAAAUUUGGACAAUAAUUCAGUAAUUUGCUAGCUAUACAGUUUUGUCCACUUUUCUCCUAGUGAGUGUUCUGGUUUCGUCUAUUUGUGCCUUGUGUAUCUGGAAGGAGGGCGUGACCCACUGCCCACACGAGCACUGAUCACCUGACCAGUUGAAUGACCCCACACGAGCCGAGCACUUGAGACACAGAAUCUGCCGCAUGUGUGUGUGUGUGUGUGUGUGUGA
Halichondria panicea is the source of this 1967-nucleotide messenger RNA. RefSeq names its product vesicle-trafficking protein SEC22b-like. Lineage: Eukaryota; Metazoa; Porifera; Demospongiae; Suberitida; Halichondriidae. The record is from RefSeq and is a predicted model, not a curated record. Gene Ontology annotation, biological process: vesicle fusion with Golgi apparatus; retrograde vesicle-mediated transport, Golgi to endoplasmic reticulum; endoplasmic reticulum to Golgi vesicle-mediated transport. Gene Ontology annotation, cellular component: SNARE complex; ER to Golgi transport vesicle membrane; endoplasmic reticulum-Golgi intermediate compartment. Gene Ontology annotation, molecular function: SNAP receptor activity. Bases 89 to 490 code for a protein of 133 amino acids. The transcript has 6 exons.